AACACUGAUACUUCUACUAUUGAAAACCAAACAACAACAUUAAAGUGACCUCUCCAGCAAAUUGCUUACUGAAAGUAAUAAAUUACUUUUAGUAUUAUGUCAGAUCAAGUUUCAAAAUAUAACUAUCCUUCAUCGCAAACAGGAGGGGUCAAACCUUUGAGUAUUAGAGGUAUUUUUGAAGAUGAGCGUCGGCGUUUGUCAGAAGAAUUCACUGAUGAAGAACGAGCAUGGAGAAAACAGUGGCUGAAAGAUCAAGUAUUAUCUCCAAAUGAACCACGACCAGAGUCUGAGGAAUGGAUCAGAGAAGUUCGAAACCCUAUUCGACGCUUUUUAUCCAAGCCAUGGCAACUUCUUGAGUCAUCUACGGCUCCUGUAAUAGGGAAAACAGUGGCUGCUCAUGUUAGAUAUAUAAUUCCCAAAACCAUAGUUAUAUUAGCUGCUACCUAUGUUACCUGGUAUCAUCUCAAGUAUAAUCAGAAUGAUUGGACUCGAUGUUAUGGAGUUACCGUAACUAUGCCUAAACCAAGAGCAUUUCCUGGAGAUACAAAUUUUCCUGCUCAAGCAGAAAAAGUGGAACCUAAUGAUUUUUGUGAUCGGGGUUUCAAGGAUAGAAAGGUUUUUCUUGAUUAAUUGAUCCAUUGUUAUAGAUAUAUAGUUGAAUGUAUUUUCAAUUCUACUUUCUAUUUUAUAAUAUAGAAGUAGAUUUAAAGAGGAGCCAUCCUAAGUCCAGAUGGUUUAAUUAUUAAUAAAAUGAGAUAUUAUAAAUAUCA
Messenger RNA from Argiope bruennichi, 770 nucleotides. It is a transcript of the gene ND-B17, whose product is annotated as NADH dehydrogenase [ubiquinone] 1 beta subcomplex subunit 6-like. Lineage: Eukaryota; Metazoa; Arthropoda; Arachnida; Araneae; Araneidae. Gene Ontology annotation, biological process: mitochondrial electron transport, NADH to ubiquinone. The record is from RefSeq and is a predicted model, not a curated record. The transcript has a single exon. The coding region runs from base 97 to 630 and encodes 177 amino acids.